GAUGACAUCAGAGCAGUAGUGAUGGCGUGGAGGUGGAGACGUGGAGUUUAUAUCCACCUGCAGCUCUCCGGACCGUCGUGAGACCGGAAUGUGAGCCCCGGACUCGGUCAUGCGCUCUCCCUGGAUCCCUUUUCUGCAGCUUUUCUGACACCAGUCUGACUUUAAAGGAUGACCGACUCGGUGCUGAGCGCGCACGCGAACGCGUCGUCUGUGUUCCUGACGCCUCCGACGGCGCAAACGGCGUCCACGACGGCGCCGCGUGUUCUGCGCCUGGACUCCCGCUCGCUGGUCAUCUCAUCCACCAUGUUCGCAGUGGGGGUUCUGGGGAACCUGGUAGCCGUGGCGGUGCUGUGCGUGUCCAAGAGGGAGCAAAAGGAGACGACGUUUUACACGCUGGUGUGCGGCAUGGCGGUGACGGACCUCCUGGGGACGUGCUUCACCAGCCCCGUGGUGAUCGCGACCUACGUGGCGGGUCGGUGGCCCGGCGGCGUGGCGCUCUGCCACUUCUUCUCCUUCUCUAUGCUGUUCUUCGGAUCGGCCGGGAUGUCCAUCUUGUGCGCCAUGGCCGUGGAGCGCUACCUCGCCAUCAGCCACGCGUUCUUCUACUCGCAGCACGUGGACCGCACGGUGGCGCGACUCGCCCUGCUCGCGGUCUACUUGGUGAACGGGGCGCUGUGCGCGAUGCCCAGCUUCGGCUUCGGGCGUCACGCCAAACACUUCCCGGGGACUUGGUGCUUCCUGGACUGGCGCGCACUGGACGCUCGCGGAGCCGCUUACACGUUCCUGUACGGUGGCUUUGUGCUGGUGCUGAUCGCCGUCACGGUGCUGUGCAACUGCGCCGUGUGCCGCUCGCUGGUCGGCAUGAACAAGAAGACGCGCGUCGUCGCCGCAGCGACCAGAGCCGAGGCGCACGCGGGACACCCGGGAUCCCGACGCGCUUUCCGCAAACUGCCCGCAGUCACCUCGGCUGCGGAGAUCCAGAUGUUCUGGCUCCUGAUUUUCAUGACCAUCGUGUUCCUCGUCUGCUCCAUUCCUCUGGUGGUCCGUAUCUUCGCAAAUCAACUCUACGGCCCUGCUUAUAUCGCCGCAGGCAUGCAGCCAGAUUACCGCAGCGAUCUUCUCGCCAUCCGGUUCGCGUCCUUCAACCCCAUCCUGGACCCGUGGGUGUACAUCCUGUGCAGGAAGAACCUAUUUAGCAAAUGCUGCGAGUGGAUCAAGCGCACCAUGGACCUGAGCAGAGAGAGUCCUACGCGGAGAUCCGGCUGGGUUCUCGGGCAGAACUCGCCUCCAUCCCUCGUUCACAGCAACGCCACCAGUUACGCCUCGCUGCGUGCAACCUCCUGCAGGAACGCUGUGGGGAAACUCAGCACCAUCUCCGCAAAAUCGUACGUCGAUUUGAGCGUUCGCCAGGCCUGGGACCUGGACACGGCCGUGGACGACUUUCAUCCUUUCAGUGUGAACCAGAGCUCGGUUCUUGGCUCGGAAAGUGAAACAGCAUCCGGAUGUGAAAUGAUGACCGUGAAGACGUCCGGGUGCGUCCAGGACACGUCCUGCUCAAAAGUGCAUGAGCAUAAAGCGGUAAUUGUCAGGUGUUCUUUCAGCACACCGAGUUCCUGUCUGUCAGAUGAGUGUUGAACAUCACAUGCUCUCAUCUGAUGAAGAGUGCGGACUGUAUUUUACAGGCACUAGAACAUCUCACGUGGCUCCUCAAACAUCAUGGCAGGAACUGGUGGAUUUCUUUCAAUGGACAAAGUACUUUUUUUUAAAAAUAUGUUUCUUCAUACCAUCAGAAUCUGUCAAGUCUGGACACUUCAAAGUCACUGCCAUUGCUGUACAUUUUAGUAAUAUUAGUUGAGACAGGACCUUCAGGAUCAGAAGAUCUAUGAAGUGCACAGAAAUACCAAAUCAUGUGACUAAUCAACUUUUUUUUCCUGUGUAAGGUUCCAGCCACAAAUCCAACAUGGCCACAAGCAGCAUUCGAGUAAAUAUUCAGUAAGAUCUGUCUUUAGCUCCUACUGAAUAUUUACACAGUAAUGUGUAUAAAUGAUCCAAAACUCAUGACCAUUGAAAAAUAAGCCACGCCCACAAUCAAGAACCAUCCAACAAGGGCAUUCCUUUAAUUCACCGGGACCUGACUCAUUUGCAUAAAGUAAACUAAAUCUCUAAUAAUUUACAUUUUUAGAUUCACACAAACACAAUUCUCCUUGUGCAAACUUCUAAGUCUGAAGUUUUUAUACAAAUUCAUAAAAACUUUUAGAUAUUUGCAUAUAAGUUUCUAAUUGCGCUGGUUCUAUCUCAGCAGGAAGUUGAUUGAGAAUGCAGGGUUACUACUUCCUGUUUACACCCCCAUUUUCUGCAACCUGUAUCUCUUUUACAUUUUAUUAGAAGUUUUUUUUCCAGGCUUCGGUCAGAUCGUUGUGUCUGCAUUCGUCUGCUGGAUUCGGAGACGAAACCUGAGAGCCACUGUGUUAAACGUCGUACAACAUGACGCUCCUGUUAUGCACAAAAAAUAUUCAUGUGAAUUCUGUGAAUUAAAUACAUUUGCUAUAGAAAACGAUCUGUUUUUCGAGAUCGGGAACCGUGCUCUGGAUGACGGUAGACAUAUUUCAAUGUCUGCACUUUUUUUAAUAAAUAAAUAUAUAUAAUGUGAAUGUUGUUUAUUUAUGGAUGUGCCGUUAUGCCGCAGUAGAAUGUCGGAUCUGCAUGACUUUUAAUGACGUGUAAAACUGUGAACGAUGUAUUACUGGAAACGAAUAAAAAAAACAAAACACUUUUAAA
Molecule: messenger RNA, 2778 nt
Organism: Silurus meridionalis
Lineage: Eukaryota; Metazoa; Chordata; Actinopteri; Siluriformes; Siluridae
Gene: ptger4c
Product: prostaglandin E receptor 4 (subtype EP4) c
Exons: 2
Coding region: 169-1635 (488 amino acids)
Biological process (GO): adenylate cyclase-activating G protein-coupled receptor signaling pathway; cellular response to prostaglandin E stimulus; positive regulation of cytosolic calcium ion concentration
Cellular component (GO): plasma membrane
Molecular function (GO): prostaglandin E receptor activity
Source: RefSeq, a predicted model, not a curated record